This is a messenger RNA of Sycon ciliatum, 1971 nucleotides long. RefSeq lists its product as uncharacterized. The record is from RefSeq and is a predicted model, not a curated record. NCBI's taxonomy places the organism in Eukaryota, Metazoa, Porifera, Calcarea, Leucosolenida, Sycettidae. The transcript has a single exon. Gene Ontology annotation, molecular function: FAD binding; oxidoreductase activity. The coding region runs from base 1 to 1971 and encodes 656 amino acids.
AUGGCCAAACACAAGGCUUCGGUCCUUUUCCUGGCGUCUUCUGUGCUGCUUGCCUGCGUUUCUCAAGCCCAAGAGGACAUUGCAACGUUUCCAACGCCAAAGUAUGAUUUCAAAGGGCCGAUCCUCAACGAACGUGGUAAGCUUAGAACGGUCAAAGGCGACGUUCUCUAUCCGGUGACAACUGGCUAUGAUCUAGCCCGUCGGCCUUGGCAAACAUUCUUCUCCUGCAAUGCCUACCCAGCGGUGAUUGUGCGGCCAGAGGACGUCAAUGAUGUCAAACUUGCUCUGGAGUACGCCAAGGUAAAUAAUCUGCGAGUAACAGUGCGCAAUGGCGGUCACUCCUAUGCAGGAAUAAGCCGCUCGUACGGAUUAGUAUUGGAUAUGUCCUACAUCAACAAAACCAGUAUGACUUCAGCGGAAGCCGAUGGACUACCAUUGGUACGCGUCGAAGCUGGCUCCACCAAUAUUGGUGUCUAUUACGACUUGGCAAAGUACAAUCUCACUUUACCAGCUGGCGGUUGUCCCAGUGUAGGAAUUAGCGGCCUUACGCUUGGUGGCGGCUUUGGUGUGCUGUCCAGGAAAUGGGGCCUCGCAUCCGACCAAGUGUACUCCAUUGACGCUGUUGUGUAUGAAGACCAGUCGUACAAAGCAGUGACCGCUACAGCUGAUAAUCAGUAUAGUGAUUUGUUCUUCGCAUUCCGUGGUGGAAUGGGAGGCAAUUACGGUGUCGUCACCAGCUGGAUGUACCGUGCCCAUCGUAUUCGUAACGUCUAUACCUCCACAUUUAACCUCAAUCUGACGGAGGGCAGAAUCCCAAAUCAUAACAAUGACCCCAAUGAGUACAAGAAUAUACGAACUGCCAUCUCGAGGUUUAUGCAGUGGUGUGAUGCUAUCAGCAGCAACACAAACUGUGAAAUGUCUAUCUCCACCAUGACGGUGCCAUCCAUCAAUCUGCAGCCAGUAGCAGCAGCGGACGCACAAUACGCCAAGGUGUUCAAGCUAGAAAGCUAUUGCGUGUGCGAAGAGCUGAACUGCAGUCUAUGUAUCGGCGAGGUAUCACAGCUGGAGGGAUUACUGGCCAAUGCCCCGGUGUACAACAGGACAUCUAGCCCCGAGGAAGGAAUACCGUGGUCCGAGUUCAUCUGGGAAAUUGCAAACUGCACUCGCUACUACGAAGCAGUCAAACUCCCAGGGCAGUAUCCCCCAUCGUCAUUGGUGAGAACUUGCAUUGCGCAUCGUCAAGCCCCAAUUGGACGAGGCAGGCACAAUCGCAAGAAGAGCCUUUUCCUCAGUUCGAAUCCAGAUCAGGCUGUGAUUCAGGAUGUACUACUGUGGAUGGACUCAUUUGCUGACAACAUCAUCGUCGACAACUACACUGCUGCCAACAUAGAGUUUUACUACUGGGGCGGUGCACUUGCUAGCAGACCAUCGUAUGCCGUCGACUCUGCGUGGCGUCAUCGCAGUCAGAAAUGGCUGGUCCACAUCACGGGCCGCUUUCCCGACGAGGCUUCUCCAAAAACAAUUGGUACUGUCUAUUUCGCCCUUGGAAAGCUUCACACUAGUCUCCUGAAGGCGGAGCAGAGUCUGGCAGAGGCACCCGUGCAGGACUAUCAGAACUUUGCGGAUGCGUCGCUUAGCUACGAAGCUUGGAGUCACUUCUACUUCGACGGACCAACUAUACAGCGUCUUUCCGAGAUCAACUACAAGUACAACCCCAACGACAUCUUCCGUAACGAACUCUCUGUGCCUCUCAGCACACUGACAUGCCCGAUUUUUACGUCCUCCCCUGUGAAAAGCAACACUGUGACUCCAGGAAAUACUGCAACCACACCUCAAGGCAACCAAGGUGAUAACUGCGACAAGUCUGCACCAAGUGACCGAGGUUUGAUCCGGGCAGCCUUAGCAUUUUCCGUGAUUGGUGUUCUUCUUCUUGUGAUCUUUGGCAUUGUCUAUUGUAAAGGGAAAUGCUGA